This is a messenger RNA of Drosophila mojavensis, 2204 nucleotides long. It is a transcript of the gene mab-21, whose product is annotated as protein mab-21. The transcript is spliced from 2 exons. The coding region runs from base 469 to 1566 and encodes 365 amino acids. Lineage: Eukaryota; Metazoa; Arthropoda; Insecta; Diptera; Drosophilidae. The record is from RefSeq and is a predicted model, not a curated record.
ACGAAAUCAGUCAAUGUCUUGGAGUUGAUGGCGCGAGUACACGCGACACGAGUUGAGUGCGACUGUGACUGCAACUGUGACUGCGACCGUGACAGCGACUGCGACUGCGACGCGUGCGAAACUCAAUGCAAAACAGUGACUUGAAUUGUGGUGAAAACGCGACAGUAACGAAACGCCGUCGCCAGCGUUCGCAACGUUCCACACACCCAAACAAUUGCAUUUUGUUAUCAAUUUUUUUGUGUGCUGUGCCUAAGAGAAUCAAACAAAUUGGAUAAGCGAUAAGUGAAUUUGAAGCAAAUGCUAAAACCAUGUUAAAACUGUUCUCAAACAAGCUAAGAUAUCUCUAAACAACAGUUCCUAAUACAAAUACUUAUACGGAUCAUACAUAUAUAUGCGGAUAUAUACUCGUGCAUAUAUAUCUAGAAAGAGUUAAGAGUAAGCACCACGACGUCGUCGCCCGGGUCAAUAAUGCUGGUGCCGUCGGACAUGAUCGCGGCACAGUCCAAGAUGGUUUAUCAAAUGAACAAAUAUUGCGCGGAUCGGGUGCAGGUGCGCAAGGCGCAGAUACACAAGCAGAUCCAGGAGGUAUGCCGCAUCGUCCAGGACGUCCUCAAGGAGGUGGAGGUGCAGGAGCCGCGCUUCAUCUCAUCGCUGAACGACUACAACGGCCGUUUCGAGGGCCUGGAAGUGAUCUCACCCACAGAGUUCGAAAUCAUCAUCUACCUCAAUCAGAUGGGCGUCCUCAACUUUGUGGACGACGGCACUCUGCCCGGCUGUGCGGUGCUGAAGCUGAGCGACGGACGCAAACGCUCCAUGUCGCUGUGGGUGGAGUUCAUCACAGCGUCCGGCUAUCUGUCGGCGCGCAAGAUACGCUCCAGAUUCCAGACGCUGGUGGCGCAGGCGUGCGACAAGUGCGCCUAUCGCGACAUUGUCAAAAUGAUCGCCGACACCACGGAGGUGAAGCUGCGGAUCAGGGAGCGGAUCAUUGUCCAAAUUACGCCCGCCUUCAAGUGCGCCGGCCUCUGGCCGCGAUCGGCGUCGCACUGGCCGCUGCCCGGCAUACCCUGGCCGCAUCCCAACAUUGUAGCAGAGGUUAAGACUGAGGGCUUCGAUAUGCUUUCCAAGGAGUGCAUCGCACUCCAGGGCAAGAACUCCGCCAUGGAGGGCGAUGCCUGGGUGCUCAGCUUUACGGACGCCGAGAAUCGGCUAUUGCAAGGUGCCAGUCGCCGUCGCUGCCUUAGCAUAUUGAAGACAUUACGUGAUCGUCAUCUGGAUCUGCCCGGCAAUCCCGUGACGUCGUAUCAUCUGAAAACGUUGCUGCUCUACGAAUGCGAGAAGCAUCCGAGGGAAAUGGAGUGGGAGGAGAACUGCAUUGCGGAUCGAAUCAAUGGGAUAUUCCUGCAGCUGAUAUCCUGCCUGCAGUGCCGUCGCUGUCCCCACUAUUUCCUGCCCAACAUGGAUCUCUUCAAGGGCAAGUCUCCGGGCGCCCUCGAGAAUGCUGCGAAGCAGGUCUGGCGCCUGACCCGCAUCAUGCUCACCAAUGUGCGCUGCCUGGAGGAGUUGUAGGGAUGCCAAGAUCUUUGUGAGAUGAUCGUAACAUUGAAAUUUCCCUCUUUCGUGAAUUUUUAGAUUUUCUUUAGUUUUUGUUCUCUUUCAGUGCUCAGUUUAAUUCUAUAGUAAUAAUAAUUAUUAUUUUUUUGUUUUUUGUUGGGAAAUGAGAUUAAAAAAAAAAACACACACACAAAAGGCGCAUCGCAGGGUGGCCCAAGCACACACAAUUAGUUGGUAGUUAAGCGGGGGCUAGGGCUUAGAUGGGGGCUAACGCUCAUAAUUUGAAAAAUUUUAACCCAAAUACUAUUUGAUAUUUUCAUAGAAUACUAAGUUGUUUAGUUCUUAGGUGCUUUCGAAAAGUAUACGCCGCUUAAAGAGUUUCCUAUAUUUAAUUGAUAUACACAAGCCUAUAUAUAUAUAUACAUGUAUACCUACAUAGUUCAUAUUUAAUACAAAUAAUAAAAGCAAGAAAUACGCACAAGCCCAAGUACUUAUAUCAACUAUAUAUAUAUAUAGUCUAUAGUUUUUUUUUUUUUUCUGCAUAAACAUUUUGCCAGGCGGCAAUUAAAAUUAGCUAAAGGAAAUUAGUCUAAGCUAAGAGACAAUUUAGUAAACAAGAGUUGAAAACAGCAGAACUAUAUAUAUAUAAACCU